GGUUGCACACCCGGAAGCGGGUGCAAGCCAGCCCGCUCGCCUUGGGGGCCAUGGCAGCGGCGACUGCAGCCGAGGGGGUCCCGAGUCGGGGGCCUCCCGGGGAAGUGAUUCAUCUGAACGUGGGAGGCAAAAGAUUCAGUACCUCUCGCCAGACACUCACCUGGAUCCCAGACUCCUUCUUUUCCAGUCUUCUGAGCGGCCGCAUCUCGACGCUGAAAGAUGAGACUGGAGCAAUCUUCAUCGACAGGGACCCCACCGUCUUCGCCCCGAUCCUUAACUUCCUGCGCACCAAAGAGUUGGACCCCAGGGGUGUCCAUGGUUCCAGCCUCCUCCAUGAAGCCCAGUUCUAUGGGCUCACUCCUCUGGUUCGUCGCCUGCAGCUUCGGGAGGAGUUGGAUCGUUCUUCUUGCGGAAAUGUCCUCUUUAAUGGUUAUCUGCCCCCACCAGUGUUCCCGGUGAAGCGGAGGAACCGGCAUAGCCUGGUGGGGCCCCAGCAGGUGGGAGGACGCCCAGCCCCUGUUCGUAGGAGCAACACGAUGCCCCCCAACCUGGGCAAUGCAGGGCUGCUGGGCCGAAUGCUGGAUGAGAAAGCCCCUCCCUCCCCCUCUGGUAGGAUUCUCUCUCCUGGGACAUGGAGCAGGACCUCUGGGCCUGCUCUGAUCCCUACCUUUCCCCACCAAGGGCAACCAGAGGAGCCGGGAAUGGUGCGCCUGGUGUGUGGACACCACAACUGGAUCGCCGUGGCCUAUUCCCAGUUCCUCGUCUGCUAUAGGCUGAAGGAAGCCUCCGGCUGGCAGCUGGUGUUUUCCAGCCCCCGCCUAGACUGGCCUAUCGAGCGACUGGCGCUCACAGCCCGUGUUCCUGGAGGGGCUUUGGGUGAGCAUGACAAGAUGGUGGCUGCGGCCACAGGCAACGAGAUCCUGCUGUGGGCUCUGCAGGCAGAAGGUGGUGGCUCCGAGAUAGGAGUCUUCUAUCUGGGAGUGCCUGUGGAGGCCUUGUUCUUCGUCGGGAACCAGCUCAUUGCCACAAGCCACACUGGGCGCAUUGGGGUGUGGAAUGCCGUCACCAAACACUGGCAGGUCCAGGAGGUGCAGCCCAUCACCAGCUACGAUGCCGCGGGCUCCUUCCUCCUUCUGGGCUGCAACAACGGCUCCAUCUACUAUGUAGAUGUGCAGAAGUUCCCCUUGCGCAUGAAGGACAACGACCUCCUUGUCAGCGAGCUCUACCGGGACCCUGCGGAGGACGGGGUCACCGCCCUCAGUGUCUACCUCACCCCUAAAACCAGUGACAGUGGGAACUGGAUUGAGAUUGCCUAUGGCACCAGCUCUGGGGGCGUCCGGGUCAUCGUGCAGCAUCCUGAGACAGUGGGCUCGGGGCCCCAGCUCUUUCAGACCUUCACUGUGCACCGCAGCCCUGUCACUAAGAUCAUGCUCUCAGAGAAGCACCUCAUCUCAGUCUGUGCCGACAACAACCACGUGCGGACAUGGUCUGUGACCCGCUUCCGAGGCAUGAUUUCCACGCAGCCCGGCUCCACCCCGCUCGCUUCCUUCAAGAUCCUGGCACUGGAGUCUGCCGAUGGGCAUGGAGGCUGCAGUGCUGGCAAUGACAUUGGCCCCUACGGUGAGCGGGAUGACCAGCAGGUGUUCAUUCAGAAGGUGGUGCCGAGUGCCAGCCAGCUCUUCGUGCGUCUUUCCUCCACCGGCCAGCGGGUGUGCUCCGUGCGCUCAGUGGACGGCUCACCCACAACUGCCUUCACGGUGCUCGAGUGCGAGGGCUCCCGGCGACUUGGCUCUCGACCCCGGCGCUACCUGCUCACCGGCCAGGCCAACGGCAGCCUGGCCAUGUGGGACCUGACCACCGCCAUGGACGGCCUCGGCCAGGCCCCUGCAGGUGGCCUGACCGAGAAAGAGCUGAUGGAACAGUUGGAGCAGUGUGAGCUGGCCCCGCUGGCAUCCUCGCGGGGCUCUCUUCCUAGCCCCUCUCCCCGCACCUCGGUCACCAGUCUCCACUCAGCCUCCAGCAGCACCUCUCUGUCUGGCCGCCGUGGGAGCCCUAGCCCACCUCAGACUGAGGCCCGGCGCCGUGGUGGGGGCAGUUUUGUGGAACGCUGCCAAGAACUGGUGCGGAGUGGCCCAGAGCCCCGACGGCCACCAACACCAGCCCCCCGGCCUUCUGCGGGUCUUGGGACUCCCCUUACACCCCCCAAGAUGAAGCUCAAUGAAACGUCCUUUUGAGCAACUGUCAUGGUGCCUUUCGAUACCCUGGUCCCGAGGGACUCGGGUGCCUCCCUGCUUUCUAUUGGAGUCCUGGGGUCAGGGCCAGGGCCUCCUUGGAGUGGUCACUGUUACAAGAUCCCCAUCUUCCCUCUUUUCUGGAAGUCAAAACCAUCCUCCCCAAUAAAGUCCUCACUGCCAA
Tupaia belangeri chinensis (Chinese tree shrew) is the source of this 2415-nucleotide messenger RNA. It is a transcript of the gene SHKBP1, whose product is annotated as SH3KBP1 binding protein 1. The coding region runs from base 51 to 2234 and encodes 727 amino acids. Gene Ontology annotation, molecular function: protein binding. Gene Ontology annotation, biological process: protein homooligomerization; positive regulation of epidermal growth factor receptor signaling pathway. NCBI's taxonomy places the organism in Eukaryota, Metazoa, Chordata, Mammalia, Scandentia, Tupaiidae. The record is from RefSeq and is a predicted model, not a curated record. The transcript is spliced from 17 exons.